UAUUAUGCAUUCACAUCCAAAGAUGGCGGCGCCCAAUUUUUUUGAAAACUUUUCAUUUCUCUAAAAAUAAUCUCGAAUUAAAGAUGCCAUCUGGAUCAUCAGCCAAAAAGAAAAAAUCGAAGAGGAAACAUGCAUCGCGGAGACCAGUGACAUAUGUCAAACAGAACAAGAAAGCUCAUAGUGAAGUGAUAUCAACCUUACACAACUUGAACAAGGCAAUUGAGUCUACCAAGGCAAAUCCAAGUCUCACAAAGGCAGAGAAAGAAGCUCACAUUAAAGAGCUACAGAAGGAUGUUGAAGAGGCUGGGGGCAUUGCAGUGUAUCAAGUGGCCUCUAAGAGAGGAGAAAGCAAGCAUGGGAGUUUCAACUCUGCAAAAUGGGUUGUCAAGACACUGAAGAAACACAAAGUGAAACCUGCUUCAGUUGAGGAGAAGCAUCUGCAGUUGCUGGAUGUUGGAGCCUUGGAUGAGAAUUACCAGAAGUGGAAGUCUUGGAUAUGCGCUACAGCAAUAGAUCUGAAUCCCCAAUCUCCAGCUAUUCUCCAGGCUGAUUUCCUGGACUUUAAGAAAGAUGUCAGUCAAGUCUAUGAUGUGAUUGUUCUGAGUCUUGUUCUGAAUUUUGCUGGAGAUCCAAUCAUACGUGGCAAAAUGCUAAAGCAAGCCAGGAGACUGUGCAAAAUUGAUGGCCAUGUCUUGAUUGUAUUGCCCUUGCCUUGUGUGAAGAACUCUCGCUAUAUGACCCAUGACCUAUUGAAGGAAAUAAUGGUGUCUUUAGGCUUUACAUGUAUUGAUUCACAUGAUAGUAAGAGGUUGGCAUUCAUGAUGUUUAAGAAGUCAGCAGGAGCAGCAGUUACACACAAAGUGUUCCCAAAGAAGGAGAUGAAAAAUGGUGUCAAGAUGAACAACUUUACCAUUGUUAUUAAAUGAAAGAGAAAUGUAGAGAGGGUGAUUGGUCAGAAACUACAGGAGCCUCCACAAGUGAAGUGCAACUAGGAUACCAGUGAUGCUUUGACCAAAGUGCUAAAAUGAUUCUAGUGCUACUAAAGACUGAAGUGCUUUGGUGAUUGUAGUGCUACUGUGACUUAAGUAAUACAACAACAAUGGUACAUGAUUCAAGUGCUGUAUACUAGUGUAUAGUGACUAAAGUGCAAUAACAAUGAUUAUACUGUGACUAAAGUGAUUUAAUCAUUUUAGUGCAUUUAUGACUGAAGUACUACUAUGAUUCUAGUGAUAUUGUGUACAGAACGUGAACAGUAAUUGCAUUAUUAUAUUCAAAUCAAAGGUAUUGGGUAGUAGAUCAUAAAUAUAGAAUCAUUUUGUUAUCUUUUUUUUGCCAUGGAAAACCAAAAUUACUUUCCUUAGGGAAUAUGCAGAAAUCUUCUUGAGAUUCUACAUAGCCUUUUACAAAUUCAUGAACAUUUGAUAUUUUCAGUCUCUAUUAGCAUAUUUGAUAUCUUGUUGUGAACAAUUAAUUGCUAAAUAUACUUCAAUGAUUGAGAAACAAUUUAUUGUAUGUUGGG
Molecule: messenger RNA, 1519 nt
Organism: Owenia fusiformis
Lineage: Eukaryota; Metazoa; Annelida; Polychaeta; Sabellida; Oweniidae
Source: the annotation of a GenBank genome assembly